AUGUCUUCAUGUUUAUCUCUUCAUACAUGUUGGCUUCCAAGAAUGGUUUUUAUUCAAAGAAUUUUUAUUCGUUCGACAACAUCAACAUCAGAUCAAACAUCAUCCUAUCGAUCAGCUUCACGUUUUUCUGUUAAAAUAGCACGAUUUCAAUUCUUAAAACGUCAUAAUAAACAUAAUACGUCAAUAACAACUAUUGCUCCUUUAUCUAUUCAUGCUCAUUAUUCAAAAAGGGAAACACAUGAAGAUAUGCAUGAAUUAGCACGAAAUUUUCUUCUAUCACUUGAACCAGAUCAUAGAAGAAUUCUUCAUGAAGAAUUAACUGAAGUAGAAAAAUUAUCGCCAACAACUGAUACAAAUCAAAUACUUUCUUCACAACUUUUUGUUGUUUUUCUUGAAACGGGUCUUCCAUAUAUUGGUUUUGGUUUCGUUGAUAAUUUUGUUAUGCUUGUUGCGGGCGAAACUAUUGAAACAUUUUUUGGUGCUGCUUUAUGUCUUUCAACAAUGGCAGCUGCUGGUCUUGGAAAUGCUGUUAGUGAUGUUAUGGGUAUUGGUCUUGCGGAUCGUAUUGAACGGACGUGUGGACGAUUUCUAGCACUAUUUGGAAUGAGUACACCGAAAUUAACUACUAAUCAAUGGGCAUCACGAUCUGUACAUAUCACACAAUUAAUGUCGAAAAUUAUUUGUAUUUUUGUCGGAUGUCUUUUAGGAAUGUGUCCAUUACUAUUUCGUGAUGCGUCUUCAAAUAAAAAAAAAUCAGCAAAGGAAAAUAAGGAUUAA
Messenger RNA from Adineta steineri, 777 nucleotides. The record is from the annotation of a GenBank genome assembly. NCBI's taxonomy places the organism in Eukaryota, Metazoa, Rotifera, Eurotatoria, Adinetida, Adinetidae.